AUGAGCAGCAACAACAAGAAGGCGCCAGCAGGCAAGGACGACAGGAAGAACCCCGCCAGCAAGGAGGAGAGUCCGGCCAACAAGGAGGACGCGGCCUCGGCCUCGACCGGAAGCAAUGGCGCCCCAGGAAGUGGAGAACCCUCGCAGCCGGGAAGCAAACCUGGGUCCGCGGGGGCCAACGUCAGAGAAGCUGCUCAGCGAUUGCUGGGACUUGCUGCUCGUGGCGAAUGGGCCCCCGUUGACCAGGUGCUCAAGUCCCUGGAGAAGGCCAACCAGGGCGCGGCUGAAGAUGGCACCCCGGCCUCCCUGGCGGGCCUCAUGGACCCGGCCACGGGGAUGACGCCGUUAAUGUAUGCUGUUAAAGACAACAGAACCGCAUUUCUAGACAGGAUGAUUGAUCUUGGAGCUGAUGUUGGAGCCCGCAAUAAUGAUAAUUACAAUGCCCUCCACAUAUCGGCCAUGUAUUCGAGGGAGGACGUCGUCAAACUUCUGCUCACCAAGAAGGGAGUGGAUCCUUAUGCCACAGGAGGGCCCAGACAACAGACAGCAGUUCACCUGGUGGCCUCUAGACAAACGGGCACGGCGACGUCCAUUCUUCGGGCACUUCUUGCAGCAGCUGGAAGGGACAUACGAUUAAAAGUGGACGGAAGGGGCAAGAUUCCGCUUCUGCUGGCCGUGGAGGCUGGGAACCAGUCCAUGUGUCGAGAGCUCCUAGCCCAGCAGGCCCAGGACCAACUCAAGACCACCACUCCUGCUGGGGACUCCGCGCUGCACCUCGCCGCCAGGAGAAGGGACGUCGACAUGGUCAGGAUCCUCGUGGACUACGGCGCUCCUGUCGACAUGCAGAACGGCGAAGGCCAGACGGCCCUGCACAUCGCGAGUGCAGAAGGUGACGAGACUUUGGUCAAGUACUUCUAUGGGGUUCGCGCAUCAGCCUCCAUAACCGACCAUCAAGAUCGAACCCCGAUGCACCUGGCUGCGGAAAAUGGACACGCCUCGAUAAUCGAACUGCUGGCCGAUAAAUUCAAGGCUAGCAUCUUCGAGAGGACGAAGGACGGCUCGACUCUGAUGCACAUUGCAUCCUUGAACGGGCACUCGGAGUGCGCCACCAUGCUCUUCAAGAAGGGGGUGUACUUGCACAUGCCCAAUAAAAGAGGGGCGAGGUCCAUUCAUACUGCAGCCAGGUACGGUCACGUGGGAAUCAUCAGUACGCUGCUGCAACGAGGUGAAAAGGUGGACGCAGUAACCAACGACAAUUACACGGCGUUGCACAUCGCGGUGGAAAGUGCCAAGCCUGCAGUAGUCGAGACUCUUCUGGGUUAUGGAGCCGAAGUUCACGUCCGUGGAGGGAAACUUCGUGAAACUCCUUUGCACAUAGCUGCCAGGGUACCCGAUGGCGACAGAUGCGCGUUGAUGCUGCUUAAAUCAGGUGCUGGACCCAACCUGGCCACCGACGAUGGACAAACUCCUGUUCACGUGGCGGCCAGCAAUGGGAACCUCGCUACCUUAUUGCUGCUCCUAGAGGAUGGAGGAGAUCCCAUGUUCAAAUCUAAAAACGGAGAGACGCCGCUGCAUCUUGCAUGUCGAGGAUGCAAAGCGGACGUGGUCCGGCAGCUGAUAGAAUUCGUGAAGGAGAAAAGGGGUCCCGAGGUUGCAACGGCAUACGUCAAUAGUGUAACGAACGAAGGAGCGAGUGCUCUGCAUUAUGCAGCUCAGAUAGAGCCAACGGAAGUGACGACUCUAGGAGAUGACCGAGCGGUUGUCAGAGCACUCCUUGAAAACGGAGCCGAUGUCUCCUUGCAGACCAAGCAGGCCCAAGAAUCUGCAUUUCAUCACUGUGCCUUAGCAGGGAACAACGAGGUCCUGUCGGAGAUGAUCAGCCACAUGUCGGCGACGGAGGUGCAAAAGGCACUCAACAGGCAAAGUGCAGUGGGAUGGACGCCAUUAUUAAUAGCUGCUCAUCGAGGCCACAUGGAACUGGUGACAAAUUUGCUGGCCAACCAUGCCAGGGUGGACGUCUUCGACCUGGAGGGCAGAUCUGCUCUGCACCUGGCGGCAGAACAUGGAUACUUGCAGGUCUGUGACGCUUUGCUGGCGAACAAGGCGUUCAUCAACUCCAAAUCCAGAGUGGGCAGAACGGCACUCCACCUGGCAGCUAUGAACGGCUACACCCACCUGGUGCGGUUCCUGGUGCAGGACCACGGAGCCGCGAUCGACGUCCUGACCCUGCGGAAGCAGACUCCUCUUCACCUGGCGGCGGGAGCUGGUCAGCUGGAGGUGUGCAAACUCCUGCUGGAACUGGGAGCCAGCAUCGACGCGACCGACGACCAAGGCCAGAAACCCAUUCACGCCGCCGCCAUGAACAAUUACGCGGAAGUUGCCCAGCUCUUCCUUCAAAGACAUCCUAGCUUGGUGAUGGCCUGCACCAAGGAUGGCAACACCUGCGCCCAUAUCGCCGCCAUGCAGGGCAGCGUCCGCGUCAUCGAGGAGCUGAUGAAGUUCGACCGUCAGGGCGUAAUCUCUGCCAGGAACAAACUCACCGAAGCCACCCCUUUGCAGUUGGCUGCCGAAGGUGGACACGCCGAAGUGGUCAAAGCCCUGGUCAGGGCGGGGGCUUCGUGUGCGGACGAGAACAGGGCGGGUUUCACUGCCGUCCAUCUCGCAGCCCAACACGGCCAUGGCCAGGUCCUGGAGGUCAUGAGGUCCUCCCAGUCCCUCAGGAUCUCCAGCAAGAAACUCGGCGUUACCGCCCUGCACGUUGCCGCGUAUUUCGGCCAAGCGGAUACGGUGAGAGAGUUAUUGACUCAUGUUCCUGGAACCGUAAAGUCGGAUCCACCCACUGGAGGAUCGCUCGUUGGAGAACUAGGAAGUGAAUCUGGAAUGACACCUUUACAUCUUGCGGCUUAUUCCGGAAAUGAGAACGUAGUGCGAUUGCUGCUCAACUCUGCGGGGGUGCAAGUCGAAGCAGCAACUACGGAAAAUGGUUUCAACCCUUUACAUCUGGCCUGCUUCGGGGGUCACAUCACGGUCGUGGGUUUGUUGCUGAGCAGAAGUGCCGAAUUGCUGCACAGUGCCGACCGGUACGGAAAAACCGGACUGCACAUAGCUGCAACACAUGGUCACUAUCAAAUGGUCGAAGUACUCCUGGGCCAAGGGGCGGAGAUCAAUGCUACCGAUAAAAAUGGCUGGACUCCACUCCAUUGUGCCGCGAGAGCGGGACACCUCGACGUAGUGAGACUCCUCGUGGAAAGUGGAGCUUCGCCAAAAAGUGAGACCAAUCUUGGUAGUGCCCCAAUUUGGUUCGCAGCAUCCGAGGGCCACAACGACGUUCUAAAGUACCUCAUGGAAAAGGAGCACGACACCUAUGCCCUGAUGGAGGACAGAAGGUUCGUCUACAACAUGAUGGUCUGCAGCAAGAACAACAACAACAAGCCCAUCGAGGAGUUCGUGCUGGUAUCCCCAGCCCCAGUGGACACGGCGGCGAAGCUGUCCAACAUCUACGUGAAACUAUCGGAGAAGGAGAAGGAGAGAGCAAAAGACCUGAUAGCAGCUGGCAAGCAGUGCGAGGCCAUGGCGACGGAAUUGUUGGCAUUGGCAGCCGGAGCGGACUCGGCAGGGCGAAUUUUGACGUCCAUGGACAGGCGAAACGUGGAGUUCCUGGACGUGCUGAUAGAGAACGAGCAAAAGGAGGUGAUAGCGCACACGGUGGUCCAACGAUAUCUCCAGGAACUCUGGCAAGGAAGUCUGAACUGGAACGCCUUCCGCACCAUUCUGCUGUUUGUGGCCUUUUUGGUGUGUCCACCAGUAUGGGUGGUCUUCGCCCUGCCUUUGGGACACAAGUACAACAACGUGCCUAUCAUUAAGUUCAUGUCGUACCUGACCUCGCACAUAUACCUGAUGGUGUUCCUGCUGCUGGUGGGCAUCACGCCGAUCUACCCUGUGGUCAGAGCCAGCUUGGUGCCCUACUGGUACGAGUGGUGUUUGCUGGUGAUGCUGUCCGGUCUGCUGCUCUUCGAGCUGACCAAUCCCAGUGAUAAGAGCGGUUUGGGCUGGAUAAAGCUCGCCGUUCUCCUUUUUGGCGUCUUUGGCGUCGCCUUCCAUCUUCUGGGAUUCGUCGUCGUCCACAGGCAACAAUGGCCCACCUUGCUGUACCUGAGGAACCAAUUGUUCGCCCUGAGCUUUCUGCUUGCCUGCGUGCAGAUCCUCGACUUCCUCUCCUUCCAUCAUCUCUUUGGACCUUGGGCCAUCAUCAUCGGCAACCUCAUGAAGGACCUUGCGCGGUUCCUCGCCGUCCUCGCCAUCUUCGUUUUUGGCUUUUCCAUGCAUUUCGUCGCGCUCAACCAGGCAUUCAAAAACCAAACUCUCCAGGAGGCCAGGAUUGAGGAUAGGAAGAGGAAAAAAGCCUUCUCCGACGAUUUGUUGGCCAAUGUUACGGAGUGGAUGAUGGAGACGCCACCGCCGGCGGCGCCUCCUCGUCGCUACGGGCGCUACAAGAAAAAGAAUGAGUGUUGUGACGAUAACACCCGAGAUUUAAAGAUGAACCCGGUACUCGCCUUCGAGUACUUGUUCUUCGCUGUCUUCGGCCAAACCACCCACAGCGAGCUCAAGGUCGAGACCAUGCAGCCGGAGUGGACCUCGGUCCUCUUCAAGCUGGCCUUCGGUGUUUACAUGUUGGUCUCGGUAGUCGUGUUAAUUAAUCUCCUCAUCGCCAUGAUGAGCGACACCUACCAGAGGAUUCAGGCACAGUCCGAUAUUGAGUGGAAGUACGGACUGAGCAAGCUUAUUAGAAACAUGCACAGAACGACGACGGCACCUUCGCCGCUGAAUCUGCUGACAACCUGGAUAGUUUACCUAAUCAAGAUGUGCAAGCACCGCGCAGCGAAGAGAAAAAGACCAUCCCUGGUCCGGAUGAUGGGCCUGCAACACACGGGGCGUCUUUCCCCCAGGUCCAAGAUGGGCGCCAAGUGGCUGGCCAAGGUCAAGAAGGGCCAGGUCCGCCCGAAGAACAGCGUGGCCCUGUCGGUGGUGCAUCUCAGUCCCCUGGGGAGUCAGUUGUCCUUCAACAGCGUGACCAGGAUCGAGAACGUCGUCGAUUGGGACUCCAUAAGGAAGAAGUACCUCGCGCUGACCGGCAACGAGCCCGAAAAGGACGUGGACAAGGAUGACAAGGAUGACGACAAAGACGACGAGGAGGAGAACGGGCAGACCGCCCCCAACACCUCCACGGUGCCAACAGCCUCAACGCCACCGAUAUGA
Orussus abietinus is the source of this 5256-nucleotide messenger RNA. It is a transcript of the gene nompC, whose product is annotated as serine/threonine-protein phosphatase 6 regulatory ankyrin repeat subunit C. Gene Ontology annotation, cellular component: glycosylphosphatidylinositol-N-acetylglucosaminyltransferase (GPI-GnT) complex; membrane. Lineage: Eukaryota; Metazoa; Arthropoda; Insecta; Hymenoptera; Orussidae. Gene Ontology annotation, biological process: calcium ion transmembrane transport; GPI anchor biosynthetic process. Gene Ontology annotation, molecular function: protein binding; calcium channel activity. The transcript is spliced from 15 exons. The record is from RefSeq and is a predicted model, not a curated record. Bases 1 to 5256 code for a protein of 1751 amino acids.